AUGGAUAAAUCAAUCAUUAAGGGUUUAAAUGAUAAAAUAUAUGAGAAGAGAAAGGCAACUGCUUUAGAAUUGGAAAAUUUAGUGAAGAAAUGUAUUUUGGAUAAUGAUUAUGAGCGUAUUGAUAAAAUAAUAGAUGAACUGUGCAGAGAUUAUGCAUAUGCAUUGCAUCAACCUAUGGCUAGAAAUGCUGGGCUUAUGGGCUUAGCAGCUACUUCUAUUGCUUUAGGUAGUACUGAAGUGGGCCAAUAUUUAAGGAAGAUCCUACCUCCUGUAUUAACAUGUUUUGGUGAUCAAAAUGAUCAAGUGAGAUUUUAUGCUUGCGAAAGUCUCUAUAACAUUGCAAAGAUUUCAAGAGGUGAAAUCCUACCUUAUUUCAAUGAAAUAUUUGAUGUCCUUUGCAAAAUUACUGCAGAUAAUGAAAGUUCCGUUAAAAGUGCUGCUGAACUACUUAAUAGACUCAUCAAAGAUAUUGUUGCAGAAAAGGCUUCCAAUUACAGAACAAUAGUUAAUAAUGAUCCUUCAAAAACACCAGUAGCCACUUCUCUGGAUCCUCUAACAGGUAAUGUUUAUCAGGAGAAUUAUCAACAAGAUAAUAACGAUCUUGCAUUUUCUUUACCUAAAUUUAUUCCACUGUUAAGUGAAAGAAUAUAUGCAAUUAAUCCAGAUACAAGAGUAUUUUUAGUUGAUUGGAUUCGGGUACUAUUAAAUGCACCUGGAUUAGAAUUGAUGUCUUAUUUACCGUCAUUUCUUGGUGGACUUUUCACUUUCUUAGGUGAUUCUCAUAACGAUGUUAAAAUUAUCACUAAAGAACUAUUGGAUUCUCUUUUACAUGAAGUUAAUAGAAUAGCUAAAUUGCAAAUAGAGCUAAAGAAUAAACAAAAGAAAAAACUAGAGUCAUUAAAGGAUAAUUUAACACAAAACGUUGUUCCCAAAAAACAAGAUGGCUCACUUAUUGCAGAAAAGAAAAAAUCGCUAUUACAUGCAUUUAAUAAUCUUUCUUCUGGGAAUAGUAAUGCUAAUACUAGUAGUAAUAAAUUUUCUAACGCUAGUAAUGGUGAUGGUAAUUCCCAUAUUAAUAAUAAUGAAACUGACGGUUUACCUGUAAGCUUAGAGCAAGAUCAAAAUGAUAGGUUACAAUCAUUAAGGAUUGAAAUGGAAACCGCUAUCCAAGAGAAUAAUAUUCUUUCCACGGAGAAUCAUGAUAAGUUUAUAGAGACUAGAAACGGUGACGAAUAUGUUCCAAGUCAAGACAUUCAUUUAGAUUUUACUGACAUUCUAAGUAUUUUAAUUAAUAAUUUGGCAUCUUCUGAGGUUGAUAUUCAAAUAUUGGCGCUCCAAUGGUUAAACUCAAUUCUAAUGAUUGCUCCAGGUGAUUUGAUUCCAUUUUACACCAAAAUAUUGUCCUUACUUUUAAAAUUAUUAUGUGACAGAGAUCCUGAAGUCUCAACUAUUGCACGUACAGUCAACGAUAAAUUGCUAAUAUUAUGUGAUAGAUAUGAUGAAUUACAACAAAGAUCUUCACCUAUGGUUUAUGGACCUAUAGUUAAUAGUCUUACUUUACAAUUUUUUGAUAGUAAAGUAGAAGCCAAAAUUGCCUGUUUAGAUUGGCUGUCAUUGAUAUACCAAAAGUCACCUGAUGAAAUUUUGGCACACAAUGACACUAUGUUCUUGACUUUGUUGAAUUCCUUAUCUAAUAAAGAUAGUCGAUUGAUUGAAAAAGCUUUGAGUUUGUUACAGAAACUGUGCUCAGAAUCAAACGACUCUUAUUUGAGGAAAUUUUUGGAAGAUUUUUUAAAUAUUUUAAGAAGAGAUUCUGCUCUUUUGAAAACGAGAGCAAAUUAUAUUAUGAGAAAAAUUUGUACCAGUUUAUCUCCUGAGAGAAUAUUUAAAGUAAUAUCCUUAAUUUUAAAUACAUAUGAAGAUACUGUCUUUGUUAGAAUGAUGAUUCAAAUAUUGAGUACAAACCUAAUAACUGCACCUGAAAUGUUCUCCUUAAGAAAAAAAUUAAGAAACGGUGAUGAUCCUUUAUUUUUCACUCUAUUAUUUAAAACAUGGUGUAUCAAUCCAGUAAGUGUUAUAGGUUUGGCGUUGAUAGCUGAAAAUUAUGAACUCGUUUACUCUGUAAUUCAAGAAAUGGCUAACUUUGAGCUUUCAUUGAAUGAUCUAGUUCAAUUGGAUAUCUUAGUUCAAUUGUUUGAAUCAUCUGUUUUCACAAGAAUGAGACUACAGCUUUUGGAGCAGCAAAAAUCACAAUACCUCUAUAAGUGUUUAUAUGGGAUACUAAUGCUUCUUCCGCAAUCUAAAGCCUUCGAUAUUUUAAAUAGAAGGUUAAAUUCCAUAAACUUAUGGACUUUACAACCAAGUAACAACUCAACAGUGUUAUAUAGACAAAGAAAUGUGUCUGGAUCAGUAAGUGAUUCUGAUAACUCACAAAGGUCAGUGUCGCAGAAUAAGUUAAAAAAUCAAGAAUUGUUAGAUCAUUUCAAUAGAGUCAUGAAUAGAGAACAAGAAGUAGUAGAAUUACGAUCUGUUAAGGACUCAGAACUUCCUGGAUUAGGUUCUUUUAUGGAUGUUUCAGAAAAUCGUAGUUUCCAAUCAAUAAAUCCGUUAAUGUCUAAUGCCACCAAUGCAAUAACGGAGGUCCAUACUUUGAAUCAUUCGUUUGCAGAACCUGAUGAUACGAGUUCUGUGGUAUUUAGGGGAAAGCUUACAACCGAUAGUUGA
Messenger RNA from Arxiozyma heterogenica, 2724 nucleotides. RefSeq names its product Vac14p (gene VAC14). Gene Ontology annotation, biological process: phosphatidylinositol biosynthetic process. The record is from RefSeq and is a predicted model, not a curated record. The transcript has a single exon. Lineage: Eukaryota; Fungi; Ascomycota; Saccharomycetes; Saccharomycetales; Saccharomycetaceae. The coding region runs from base 1 to 2724 and encodes 907 amino acids. Gene Ontology annotation, cellular component: PAS complex; fungal-type vacuole membrane; endosome membrane.